AUGGAGACCGCCAAGCUCAGCCCCAUCAUCCGGGAUGUCUACGCAGCCACCGGCCGCGUCCAGCAGGCACCGGCCCCCGCGGCGCGGAGGGGCAGCGGCUGCCGGGAGCUCAUGGUCAAGCUGAUGGAGGGGCAGUACGUGCUGUGCCGCUGGACUGAUGGGCUCUAUUACCUCGGGAAGAUCAAAAGGGUGAGCAGCUCCAAGCAGAGCUGCCUCGUCACAUUCGAGGACAACUCCAAGUACUGGGUCCUCUGGAAGGACAUCCAGCAUGCCGGUGUCCCCGGGGAGGAGCCCAAGUGCAACGUCUGCCUGGAAAAGACGUCGGGCCCCAUGAACGAAAUCCUGAUCUGCGGGAAGUGCGGGCUGGGUUAUCAUCAGCAGUGCCACGUCCCGGUGGCCAGCGGUGGCGAGGGCCCCCUGGGGACACCGUGGUUCUGCCGCCGCUGCAUCUUCGCCCUGGCCGUGCGGAAGGGGGGUGCCCUGAAGAAGGGAGCCAUCGCCAGGACACUGCAAGCUGUCAAGAUGGUGCUGUCCUACAACCCCGACCUGCUGGAGUGGGACUCCCCACACCGCACCAACCAGCAGCAGUGCUACUGCUACUGCGGGGGCCCUGGCGAGUGGUACCUGAAGAUGCUGCAGUGCCACCGCUGCCGGCAGUGGUUCCACGAAGCCUGCACCCAGUGCCUCAGUGACCCCAUGAUGUUUGGAGACAGGUUCUAUGUAUUUUUCUGCUCCGUAUGCAACCAGGGACCUGAGUACAUCAAGCGCCUGCCCUUGAGAUGGGUGGAUGUUGUCCAUCUAGCCCUCUACAACCUGGGCGUACAGAGCAAGAAGAAGUACUUUGACUUCGAGGAGAUCUUGGCCUUUGUGAACCACCACUGGGAUCCGCUGCAGCUCGGGAAGCUGACGGGCACCCCGGUCUCCGAGCGCGGCCCCCACCUCCUCAACGCACUCAACAGCUAUAAGAGCAGGUUUCUGUGUGGGAAGGAAAUCAAAAAGAAGAAAUGCAUCUUUCGCCUGCGGAUCCGCGUCCCGCCGACCCCCCCCAGCAAGGUGCUGCCGGAGAAAGCCCCCGACGGGGGCGAGAGCAGCUCCUGUGAGCUGAAGAAGAAGGGGAAAAGCAAGUAUGUCCAUAAAGACAGCCUGCUCCCGCGGCAGCUCCAGCAGCAGAAGCGACGAGCGGCGCGGCGCAAGAGGGCCAAGUUCCUGCUGGAAGAUGCCAUUCCCAGUAGUGACUUCACCUCUGCCUGGAGCACCAACCACCACCUGGCCAGCAUCUUUGACUUCACACUGGAUGAAAUUCAGAGCCUGAAAAGUGCCAGCUCGGGACAGACUUUCCUAUCGGAUGUGGACUCCACGGAUGCCACCAGCACCUCAGGCUCAGCCACCACCAGCCUCUCUUACGAGUCCAGCUGGAGGACCGUGGGCAGCCGCAAGCGCAAGCUGGCAGCACCAGCCUUCUGCUCCGCGGGGGCCAGGAGGAGAGGAGGGGAAGGGGCGGGUGGGCGCCCUGCAGGGGGCACCCCCGAGGGUCCCGACCGCCCGGACGACGGCAUCGACAGCCACACCUUGGAGAGCAUCAGCGAGGACGACUCCUCGCUCUCCCACCUCAAGUCCUCCAUCAGCAGCUACUUCGGGGCGGCGGGCAGGCUGGUCUGCGGGGAGAAGUACCAGGUGCUGGCGCGGCGGGUGACGCUGGAGGGGAAGGUGCAGUACCUGGUGGAGUGGGAAGGCACGACCCCCUACUGAGACCUGCCGGCCCCCACACCUCUCCUGGAGCCGAACCAGAGACUGGGGUGAGGGGGAAGCCCUGGCCGUGAAGCAGAGGAGGGUCGCUGGCCAGCGGGGAGGGCUGGACCCUCCAUGCUCGGGGGUCCUGGUUGGCUUCCCGGGAAUGGCCACAGGUGGAGGCAGCACCUGACCUGGCACCAGCAGCUGCCCAGGGGCAAAACCCACAACCUUGCCCCUGGCUUGUUUGGGUUUUUUAUGUUAACAAUUUUUAUUUUGUCAGCUGUGUAUAUGCAGAGAGCGUGGCCUGGCUGUGCUUCUCUGAUGCAGCUUUUGGCCAAGCCCGAGGCACCAUCACGGUGGUGGUAAGAGCAGUGAGCAGGUUCAGCCUUUCCAGAAGGGUCCCCCCAGCAUGGCUGGGCACCCUUACACAGAUGGACUUUGAGGUGCACCCCAACUCAUCCCCACAUCCAAGCCUUGCAGAGCAGACUUGAGGGGUCCUGCGGCUAAAGCCAAAAGCAGCCCCCUCACCACGCUCUCACAGCCCCUCCCUGUGCCCACAGGAGACAGUGGGAUGCAGGGGGUUUCCUCCAUUCCUUAAAGGAAUGUGGUUUGUUUCAAACGAGGGGGAAAUGCCCCAUUAACAGCCCAUGUUUUUCUGGCUGCCAGGCAGACUUUCUUGCUCUGGUCCCACAACCUGGAUGGCAUGUGGGGAUGUACCAGCUUCAGUUCCCUCUGCUGACAAUCAUGAUCUUAGAAGAGAUCAGCCAAAAGUUACACCCUUGCCUUAAAACCACUGUGGGCAUUUCACAGACUGGAGCCCAAGGCCUUUAUUCCUGCAGGAAUCCUAAUCCUGAAUGUGCCAAACAAGCAGACAAACCAAAAAGGCUGAGGAGGACAGCGGGGACAUGGGGAGGGGGUCUCUGUGGCCAUCCCCAUGGCCUUGUGGUUGUGCCUCACUGGAGGGCAGCUACACCUUCUGUUACUGGAGUAAUGUUGAGUUUUGUGAGUGCCUGGGGUUGGUUUGUCUGCAGAAGAGAAGGGAAGCCCCUCCUUUACCUAAAGCAAUAACUGCAGGGGUGUUCAGGAGCAAAGCAGUUGUCUUUUUUUAAAACAAAUCUGAUAGCAUCAGACUUAUCUGUUAGAUUUUCUUCUGACAGAGCUCUCUCUAUUUUUAGUGGUGUCCUUGUCUGUCCCCCAGCACUGCCAUGGCUGUCCUGUGGGGACAGAGGGUGGGUCAUGCUGGGGGGUUUAUUCCUGUGGGAUGUGCCAAUGGACAUUGCACUCACAGUGGGAGCACCCACAAUGUGUGGCCCUAGUUCCUCUCCCUCUCUGUUCCCUCUGUGGCCUCUUGCAGAGAAUUGAAAGUGGAGCCUUUAAAAGUAUUUUUUGUUGCAGAGUAUAUUUUGUAUUAGCUGUAAUAGAUACUAUAAUGACUCUGUGCACCUUCUAAAGAUUUAUGAGUUCAGGUUGCUGCUUGUAAUAACCAACUCUUGUUAUACCCAAGUUGUAAUUAAUGUCUGAUGUACAAUUAAAAAGUUGUUGGGUUUUUUUACACAUCACUGGUUCUUUGUAGUGUCAGGAUUAUUUGGUUUGGGCAGCAAGGUCAAGGUUUGCUCCCAGGCAGGCAGCUGGUGCAGCUGGGUUGUGCUCCCAGGCAGACUGGGAUGUGCCCUUGCCCAGAGAGAUG
Apus apus (common swift) is the source of this 3418-nucleotide messenger RNA. It is a transcript of the gene PHF19, whose product is annotated as PHD finger protein 19. Gene Ontology annotation, biological process: chromatin organization; regulation of DNA-templated transcription. The coding region runs from base 1 to 1749 and encodes 582 amino acids. NCBI's taxonomy places the organism in Eukaryota, Metazoa, Chordata, Aves, Apodiformes, Apodidae. The record is from RefSeq and is a predicted model, not a curated record. Gene Ontology annotation, cellular component: nucleus. The transcript has 14 exons. Gene Ontology annotation, molecular function: chromatin binding; DNA binding.